GUCAUCAGCACCGCGCCAUUUAAUUGCAACCUCCCACCAUCUUUCUAUUGCCGUACUUUACCUUUGCUAUAUCCUUCUCGCUUCCUCACGCUUCGAGACCACAUCUACGUCUCCAAGCUACAACAGAUUGUUCAUCACACCACAUACACCAUCAACCAGGGCAACGAAGAAAACACUCGGUCGCAAUGCUGCGAGGCAGGCAGAAGGACCGCAAGGUCACGCCGCCAGGGCCAGUGUAUAUGACAAAUGAUCAAUUUGCCAACUAUUUAGCAGACUUGCGCAACAAUCGUGUCGCAAGACCCAGCGGCGCCAGACCUCCGCCUCCAAGCAGCAGACGUGAAUCUGAUAGAGGUGCUGCGACACACGCGCCAACAGCUGUGGUCCCAGAGUUACCUUCGAACGAAUCAUCUGCGGCCGACGACUCUCGCCGCUCCACAAGCUUUUCAUCUCAUAGACGCGCUCAGUCAUCGUUUUCCACAUACUCGUCUGUAACCUCGAGGACUGGGCGACAGCUAGUCCAGCCACAAAGAGCACAAUCACCUCCAGUUGCAAUUUUAAAGCCUUCCGAUGUCGUCCCAACCGCUACAUAUAUGGAACGAGGUCAAAGAUGGAUGGAGAAGGAAGAGGCUGUCUCUUUACGAGAAGCUAUGGCAGAUAUGGAUUUGAAAGAUGUGGACGAGGAGGAGCUUCGGAUUCACGCCGCAGCACAAAAUGAAGCGUCGGAACUAGUCUGGCAGCACCAGCAUCCCAAGGCUGCCAUUCAGCCCGAUGCUCCAUACCGAUACAAAGAUCACCUCAGGAAAAAUAGCUAUCAACACGCAAGGACUCAGAGUGUUGGUCGUUAUGGUGGAAUUGGUAUGGUCACAGGACUUGCACGAGACACUGCUCCACGGUCGGUGUCAGGGAGUUCAAGCGGUAGUGGAGGAAUGCAGUCCCAAAGAAGUCGGAUUUCCAGUGGAUCGUCUGGAUAUUCUCGUCUUGCUCGGAACAUCAGUCCGGACGGAGUCGGACGCUCCUCACUGGAUUCUUCGAACGAAGCCGCACCCCCAAGACCGAGCCAGAAGUCUUACGGGAGCAUUUCAAGUGCUGGUAAAUAUGGUCGCGGAACAAGACGGAGGAGCAGUGCGAAGAGGAAUGUCAGUGGGGAGAUCGCAGAAUCGUUCACAGGCGAUCAAAUCUGGGAAGAGCCACAACAAGACAACGUCGACCGUGGACAUUCCGAAGUUGCUCCAGAUAUGCCAGCACCUCUACGCCUCAAGCCACGCAAUCCUCUGAACAGGGUCCAGUUUGCUCAAGAUAUGGCACCACGCUCGAGUAGCACUCCUCCAGAACCCAUCAAAAGGCUUUCAAGAUUCGAAAUCCACCGAAACCCCCCCUCUCAGUCCAGAGAUCCUAGUUACACGGCCAACCCCCUUCCUGUGCCCCAAACUUCAGAAGCCGGUCCAAGUACAGCGCAAGCCUCAUCGAUAGUUCCAACGAAAGACGGGCUUGAGAUCAGAAGUGAAGAGAUCCGGCAGGCAACGAGCAUGCGCUUGAAGGAUCGUAGCCCCAAACUCCCGACGCCUACUGUUGUCAGUGACAAACCAGGUCGUCCGAUCGUAAGCUUUGAUGCAAAUUGGAAGCCGAAGGAGGCUGAUGUAAAGCCAGAAAUGCGAAGAAGAUCACCCUUCGACAGGGUCUCAGCCAGCAACCAGAGGCAAAGCUUACCUGCUGGACCAGCUUCGAAGGAUGUCACAACCCCUAUCCCGACCAUUCAGCUUCCUGACAUACCCUCAAUCCAAGUAAACAGUGCACCAGUUUCUGUCCCGGUCAUCAAUUACCCCGAUCCUACUCCCUCUAUCCCUACAAUAAAUCUUCUCGAUUCGCCCUCGAUUCCUACAAUAAAUUCAUCGGGCGCCCCAAUAAUAUCUGUUUCGACACCUAACAUUCCUUCAAUCAGCAUCCAGUCCGAUUCAACUGCAUCCCCAAGAAAGAGACCUCUCCCAGAUCCAAAAACCGCGGCAGGUCGGCCAUCGACUCGUCAUCAUGGAACAGCACCCAUCUCUGGAGGCCACUGGUCGCCAGCCGGCAAAAGGGCAACUGCUACCUGCCAUCAAUGCCAAUUACCAAUCGAAGGGCGUGUGGUGAAGCUCAGUGGUGCUCCUGAGCAUUUCCACCCCCAAUGUUUUAUCUGCUUCUCUUGCGGAACUGGGCUCGAAUCUCUAGAGAUUCGCCCGGAGCCACCCCAGGAGCGCGCCGAGCGCAUCAACCGAAUCAGAUGCCGUGCGCAAGGCGAGCAGCUUCCGGAGAUCGAAGGCCAGACCAUGGCAGAAGAUGGUGACGAGAGAUUGCGGUUUUACUGUCAUCUUGACUGGCAUGAGAACUUUGCCCCGAGAUGCAAACACUGCAGGACUCCCAUCAUCGGUGAGCAUAUGGUUGCUUUGGGUGAAAAUUGGCACUAUGGCCAUUUCUUCUGUGCUGAGUGCGGCGAUCCUUUCGAGAAGGGCAUGACCCAUAUCGAGAAAGAUGGUUAUGCUUGGUGUCUGAAUUGCCAGACGAAGCGUACAGAACGACAAGCUCCGAAGUGCAAGAAGUGCCGGAGCGCAGUCAUCGGCCAGUACGUUCAAGCAUUGGGUGGCGAAUGGCAUGAAAGUUGCUUUCGAUGUGCCACCUGCAAGAACGGAUUCGAGGAUGGCGCGUUCUAUCCCAAGGAGGUUCGAAAUGAAACGAUUGUCUUGUGCAUACAGUGCAUUGAACGGGAGUUGAAGGCUUGA
This is a messenger RNA of Hyaloscypha bicolor E, 2753 nucleotides long. RefSeq lists its product as uncharacterized. Gene Ontology annotation, cellular component: cytoplasm. The record is from RefSeq and is a predicted model, not a curated record. The coding region runs from base 186 to 2753 and encodes 855 amino acids. Gene Ontology annotation, biological process: actin cytoskeleton organization. NCBI's taxonomy places the organism in Eukaryota, Fungi, Ascomycota, Leotiomycetes, Helotiales, Hyaloscyphaceae. The transcript is spliced from 3 exons.